AUGUCGGUGGUUGCAGUGCUGUGUCCUCUUUUGGACCUGGUCUCCCCCAUUGAUGAACGUCCGCUGUCGCUAUUCCAAGGCAGCGUGAGUGAGUAUUCUGUCGGAUGUGUGCGUGCCGACGGUGUCGUCGUGGAGCUGGCACAGCGAGAGCCGCUAGCUGAACGAGGGCGGACACAGUCGACUAUCUACGCUACACGGACGUUUGCUGCUGCAAUCGGUCAGAUCUUGACUGGCGUUGCCUUCAAUGGUGAAGAGUACGGAGGAUCGUUCGACUUCUCGCUUUCGUUUCCGCAACUGAUGUUGUUGCUAGCUGCCUGCACCACGCCAAUCCUCCCGGUUACGUGGCUGUACAUCGAGGAGUCUCCGAAGCCGCCAGUGAGCUUCUCCAAGUACGUGCGUGACUUCUGGAAGGCGAUGAAGACUCGCGCGGUGUACCAGGUCGCCUUCUACUCGUUCUUUAGCGGCAUCUUCGCCAGCUUCUCGUACACUGCGGGGUCUCCGAUCCAGUUGUACAUGGUGGGGGUCACGCCCAUCAACAACACCAUUAGCGACAUCAUCGGCAGCGCCGUGUUCAUGGGCGGCAUCGUGCUCACAGGCAAGUACGGACUGGCGUGGAACUGGCGCACGAUGACGGUGCUAACGGGUGUGGCGGUGAUUGCUGUCGACGCGGUGUCCAGUGGUUCUGGCUAG
Phytophthora sojae is the source of this 690-nucleotide messenger RNA. RefSeq lists its product as hypothetical. The transcript is spliced from 3 exons. The record is from RefSeq and is a predicted model, not a curated record. Lineage: Eukaryota; Oomycota; Peronosporomycetes; Peronosporales; Peronosporaceae. The coding region runs from base 1 to 690 and encodes 229 amino acids.